This is a messenger RNA of Parastagonospora nodorum SN15, 1932 nucleotides long. RefSeq lists its product as hypothetical. Lineage: Eukaryota; Fungi; Ascomycota; Dothideomycetes; Pleosporales; Phaeosphaeriaceae. The record is from RefSeq and is a predicted model, not a curated record. Bases 1 to 1932 code for a protein of 643 amino acids. The transcript is spliced from 7 exons.
AUGCAUGAAGCGAACCACGAGGCGGUUCGAAUCAUAGUGGAUGUAGGGAUCGAGUCUUUAGUCAAAUCAAUGAGGCCAUUCGAGCUGUCCCCAGACGAUGACGACGAAAACGCUCCCAGACGCAAAAAGCCAAAGAAACGAACUAGACCAGGCCACUAUCAUCAGCAACGAGGAGCCACCCUUAACUUACCGCAAAGAGAUCAAGAUGAACUUGAGACAGUCAGAAAAUUCUUACUGAGCAAUGCCGAAGGAGUAAUUCUGUGGGUUACAAUAAUAUUGGACAUUCAUCUCCGACUGAAUGCGCAAGAGUUGAAGCUUGCUCGAAGGAUACUGAUGUGGACGGCUGGUGCGACCACUUGGCAUCCAUUAAGGACGGUUGAGCUGCUUGAAGCGAUAUCGAUAUCGGAAGAGGGAAAAUUCCAGAGUGUGGUCGUCCUCGAUUGGUCAGACUUUCGAUAUCUCUUACGCCGGUAUUGCGGUCCUUUCAUCGACAUCAUCCACACCGAGACCUCAACCGCGGUGGAGGGCCAAGCAAACUCGGCAGAUAUCCCGGUCAGCUCAUUCGAUCGCGUCCAAUUACUUCACAGGACAGCCAAAGACUUUCUCGCUAGCUACAGCAAUGCGAAAGACCUAUCGUUCAGUGAAGACGAAGCCAAGGAACUGGUUCUUGGAGAUCUGUUCACAUAUGAAGGCAUGCUUAAGAGCCCUCUUCAUUAUUCACGUCUGUAUCAGGACGCAGAUGUAUCGGGAUUCAAUCUGGACAAAUACACUGAAGCUUUGGCCAGCUCGCUGAACGAUAGAGGCCUGGCACUUCAUCUUUCAGGCCGACGAUCCACCUUGCCGGGUCCCAAACUCGAUGCGCGCGAGCUUCUCAUUAGCCGUCCUCAGAAAUACAUGUCAAGAAUGAUGCCCCAGUCUCGUACUUCUCAGGCUCCCCAGUUCGUCGCUUUGCUGGAUCUGACCGUCCCGUUCUUUGGACAGUGCAUCUACUUCGCAUGUAUACAUGGGUACCUCACCGCUGCAGAGUUGCUUUUACAAUUCUCUACGGACAUAUCACGUUCACGAUAUGAGAGGCCGGAUUUCCUGAUCCAGAUCACGCAUUCAUUGCUCCUAGCUUCUGUGAAGCUCAAUUUCAUGGAAUUGGGCGAUUCGUUAGCGAACAUGAGUUUUGGUAUGCUUGGUAUGAUCGACUACAUAGAUCCCGAGCCGAUGUUCCCGAGGGAUGAAAGGCUUCAUGCCUCACACGUGGCGGCAGAAGAAGGCUAUGAAGAACUACUGAAGAUCAUCAUGGGGCAUACAGAAGCCAUCUUGAGUCAAUCUUAUGAAGCACACGUCGAGCAAUCGAACGUCGACAAGGAAGAGCUUUUGAAAUACGUUCGGAAACACUCUCUCCGCAAUAGAUAUGAGCCCUACGGUUAUGACGAUUCACGAGUGGCCAUAGAGAUGGGUGUCGAUUACAUUAAGUCCACAUUCGACGGUAUGGAACAUGUCAUCCAAUUUUUCAAACAGAUGCGCAUUUUGAAUCCAGCACUGAACAGAAAGAUUCGUCGAGCAACUGGUUUCUACCAUCAAGUCAACCGCACAGACUUUAAAGGGCUCGAUCGGAUCUCACUCGUGAAGAAAUAUGCUACUCGUUGGAGGAAAAGGGCGCUCAACGUUCGGGACGUACCUAAGUACAAAGAACACGGGAUGAGGUCUAUCAUAGCGGUGGAACUCAAUUUUCACCUCCCAAUGCAUGAGCGGUCUUAUCGUGGCUUGACUGAUGGCUUCAUGGGCUGGGACUGGAAGGUCUCUGGCGACGAGCUUUGGGACCAAGAGAAAGCCAUUGUCUUCACAGUCGUAAAGACUCCCCGCAACAACAUCACUCUGGAAGCCAUGAUCGACGAGCAAGAAGCCAGGCCGCUGACUGAUGUCGGGGUCAUGGCGGCUUAG